UUCUAAUCAAAUCAAUGAGCAUUCAAGAAAAGUUAAAAAAAGAAAAUGUAAGUUUUAUAAAAUAUGUUACGGGGCAGCAAUAAUUGCAUAUGACUAUUAUAUGAAGUACCUAUUGAAGCAAGGUAAUAGAUUUCUUUAUUCUCAUGGAUGGACUUGGGUUCGAGAAACUCUUAACACUCCAGGUGAAAGUUAUAACAUGUUUAGAAUGGAAACUCAUGCUAUAUUGAAACUUGAAAAAUUAUUAGUGAGUAGGGGAUGGUUGCACCCAUCUAAAGAAAUGACGUCAUUGGAGGCACUUGCUAUGUUUCUUUGGAGUUGUGCGCAUAGUGAAACUAAUCGAAAUAUUCAAAAUAAAUUUGGAAAGUCGGGAGAGACCGUAAGUAGGAAGUUUACUGAAGUUCUAGAAAGUUUAUGUUUACUAGCAAAAGAAAUUGUGAAGCCUCCAGAUUUUAACUUUGUAGAAAUUCCCUCCAAAAUCAAGGAUGAUCGAAGGUAUUGGCCAUACUUUGAAGGAUGCAUCGGUGCUAUAGAUGGAACACAUAUUCCUGCAAUUGUUCCCACUAAAGAUCAAAUUCCCUAUAUUGGAAGAAAGGGAUAUCCAACACAGAACGUCAUGUUAGUGUGUAACUUUGAUAUGUUAAUCACUUUUGUUGUUGUUGGAUGGCCUGGUACUGCACAUGACACUCGUAUUCUUUCGUCUGUUAUUGAAGAAAUGAAAAGUGUUUUCCCUCAUCCUCCUGAAGGAAAAUACUAUUUAGUUGAUGCUGGAUAUCCAAACAUGAAAGGAUAUUUAUCACCAUAUAAAGGUGAAAGAUAUCAUAUUCCUGAUUUUAGAGAUGGAAGUCCAGCAGAAGGCAUACGUGAAGUAUUCAAUCAUGCACAUUCUUCAUUGAGAAAUGUCAUUGAAAGAACAAUUGGCGUUUGGAAGAAGAGGUGGCAUAUUUUAUGUGAUAUGAGACCAUUUCCACUAAUCAAACAACAAAAGAUCAUAGUUGCAACAACAGCGCUCCAUAACUUCAUUCGAAUAUGUGGUGUUGAAGAUGUGGAAUUUAACAAGUGUGAUCAAAACCGUGGGUAUAUACCGGAGCGUGAAGAAGAAAGAAAUACUAAUGAAGAUAUGAGUUCACACAAUCUUAGAAGAGUACAAGAUGGGAGCUAUAUGGAUAGAGCUAGAAAUCAAAUAGCCACUAGAUUGUUGGAAAACAAAAUCGUUUAAGAUUGUGAUGAUUUAUUUUUUACAAUAAGAUUGUGAUGAUUUUUUUUUUAGUUAUGAAUUAUU
Messenger RNA from Trifolium pratense (red clover), 1279 nucleotides. Its product is annotated as putative nuclease HARBI1. Lineage: Eukaryota; Viridiplantae; Streptophyta; Magnoliopsida; Fabales; Fabaceae. The transcript has 2 exons. The coding region runs from base 101 to 1216 and encodes 371 amino acids. The record is from RefSeq and is a predicted model, not a curated record.